ACCAUCUCUCCCGGCGCUCGGUCUACAGCAGUUGCAGGAUCCGUGCAGACCUCCUGGUUUCCCCCGUUUCGUUCCCAUCUACCAAGCUAUUCCGGAAGGAGAAGCGUCUGAUCGCGGGUCCUGAGGCGAUUCUGGUGCUUUCCUCCCUCAUUAUUAGCCCGCAGAAGAAAGCCAGAAUUGUCAGGCGUCUUUCCCCUCUCCUCUCGGGGAAAUCUCUUUUCCUUUCCAAGUUUACUACUUCUUUCGAGAUGAUGAUGGUAGGGGCUGUCAUCCUCUAACGCUACCAACUUCUUCCUCCUCUCUAUAUCUCUAUCCUCUUCUCGCCUUUCUGAGGAGCCAGAGAGAUUUUGGACACUGACUCAGCCUUACUAAGUUUCUGGACCUUUUUUUCCCCCCUACUUGGAUUCUUUGAGUUUUGCUUGCUGCCCUUAAGGCUGAAGGUGAGAUUAUUAGCCAGGCAGCCAUCGCUGGGGUGGCCAAUUGUUCCCAGCAAAGGGGCUUUCCUCUUACCUCUAUUCUCCUAAAGAAACCCAAACUUCCCCCUUCUCCGUGUCCCAAGAACUGUAAGGUGGUGGCCACCCAGAACUGGGGUUCUGCUAGUAGGGAGCUAGCAGGGAACUGAGGGCUGCACUCCUCUUGUAGGUUGGGGGAAAAUGGCUGAAGCUUCCAGGACCUGGAAGGGAGGUGAGCCUGCUGAAGAAGAGGAAAGCACCAGAGGAAGGAAAACAAGCCUGCAAGGGUCUCCCAGAGACGAAUGGAGGGUCCUCGGAGCUGGAAGAUCUCUGCCACCAAGCCUUCCACUUGGCAACAGCUUGACCCCUGGUGCACCUGGAGCUGAAGUGGGUCCCUCCACGGCGGCACAGCUGGAGGACCCCUUUCUCCACUUGUCCAUCAGGAAGCAGGUGUCCUACAGAAAAGCUAUUGCCAAAUCUGGUCUCCAGCACAUGAUAGCCCAACCACUCCCCACAUUAGCCUUGAGAAGUGACUCUGAGAGGGAAAUUCGCAGUACUGUUGACUGGAGUGAGACUGCAGUUUAUGGGGAGCACAUCUGGUAUGAAACCAAUGUCUCUGGGGACUCCUGCUAUGUUGGAGAGCAGAACUGUGUAGCAAAGAUGCUGCAAAAAACUCUCUCCAAGCGGAAGUGUGCAGCCUGUAAGAUUGUUGUUCACACACCCUGCAUAGAACAGCUGGAGAAAAUAAAUUUCCGGUGCAAGCCUUCCUUCAGAGAAUCUGGAUCAAGGAAUGUCCGAGAACCUACUGUUGUGCGGCAUCAUUGGGUACAUCGGAGACGUCAGGAAGGGAAAUGCCGACAGUGUGGAAAGGGUUUCCAACAGAAAUUUGCCUUUCACAGCAAGGAGAUUGUAGCCAUCAGCUGUUCCUGGUGUAAGCAAGCAUAUCACAGUAAAGUUUCGUGCUUCAUGCUGCAGCACAUUGAGGAGCCCUGUUCGCUAGGGGCACAUGCAGCUGUUGUUAUCCCUCCCACCUGGAUUCUACGUGUCCGGCAUCCCCAAAACCCACUAAAAUCAAGUAAGAAGAAAAAGAGGACAUCGUUCAAGCGGAAAUCUAGCAAGAAAGGGCUUGAGGAAGGGCGAUGGAAACCCUUUGUAAUCAAGCCCAUUCCAGCACCACUUAUGAAGCCAUUAUUGGUGUUUGUGAACCCCAAAAGUGGUGGAAAUCAGGGAACAAAGAUAAUCCAAUCAUUUAUGUGGUACCUCAACCCUCGACAAGUAUUUGACCUAAGCCAAGGAGGCCCCAAAGAGGCGUUAGAAAUGUAUCGUAAAGUGCAUAAUUUACGGAUUCUGGCAUGUGGGGGUGAUGGUACGGUGGGGUGGAUCCUCUCUGUCUUGGACCAGUUACGCCUGCAGCCUCCACCUCCUGUGGCCAUCCUUCCUUUGGGGACAGGAAAUGACCUGGCAAGGACGCUGAACUGGGGUGGGGGUUAUACAGAUGAGCCCUUGUCAAAGAUUCUGUCACAUGUAGAAGAGGGGGAGAUUGUGCAGCUUGACCGCUGGAAUCUGCAGGUAGAGCCGAACAUUGAUGGAAACCCUGACGAGAAGGAUGAGGCAGCAACAGAAAAGCUCCCUCUUGAUGUUUUCAAUAAUUAUUUCAGUCUUGGUUUUGAUGCUCGUGUGACGCUGGAAUUCCAUGAGUCCAGAGAGGCUAAUCCGGAGAAAUUCAACAGCCGAUUUCGGAAUAAAAUGUUCUAUGCUGGGACAGCAUUUUCUGAUUUCCUCAUGGGGAGCUCCAGAGACUUAGCAAAGCAUAUCAAAGUGGUGUGUGACGGAACAGACUUGACCCCCAAGAUCCAGGAUCUGAAGCCUCAAUGCCUUGUCUUCCUAAACAUUCCAAGGUAUUGUGCGGGCACCAUGCCUUGGGGCAAUCCUGGAGAGCACCAUGAUUUUGAGCCCCAGCGCCAUGAUGAUGGUUGCCUUGAGGUCAUUGGCUUCACCAUGACAUCCCUGGCAGCAUUGCAAGUUGGUGGCCAUGGGGAGCGCCUGCAUCAGUGCCGAGAGGUGCUGCUCACCACUUCCAAGGCCAUUCCCAUGCAAGUGGAUGGAGAGCCCUGUAAGCUGGGUGCAUCUCGUAUCCGUAUUUCCCUGCGCAACCAGGCCAACAUGGUGCAGAAGACCAAGAGGCGCAACUCCAUGCCCCUGCUGAAUGAUCAGCAGCCGGUUCCAGAACGUCUUAGAAUUCGUGUGAGCCGAAUUGGCAUGCGUGACUAUGAGGCACUUCAUUAUGACAAGGAGAAGUUGAAGGAGGCCUCUGUUCCUCUGGGAAUUAUUGUUGUACCAGGAGACAGUGACCUGGAGUUGUGCCGGACUCACAUUGAGAGGCUGCAGGAAGAUUUCUCUUCAUGCCCUUCCAAUGUUCAGAGCCUAUUUCCUCAGGAAGGGGAUGGAGCCAAGCCAAAGACACUGUCAUGCCAGAAGCUAUCCCCCAAGUGGUGCUUCCUUGACUCAACUACAGCAGAUCGCUUUUACAGAAUAGACCGUGCCCAGGAACAUCUUAAUUACGUGACAGAGAUCUCCCAGGAUGAGCUCUUUGUGUUGGACCCAGAACUGGUGCGCACCCAAACAGUGGGCACAUCACCUGCCAUGCCUGACCUUGUCGAUGUGCCCUCAACACCCACAAGUCAACAUCCUGAUCACCCAGUUUCUCCAUCAUCCACACCAGUCUCCAGCUCAGAAAUGGGGAGCUGUCACUCUCUCCAAGAUGAUGCUUUGAUAGAUGCUGUCAAGAAUAACGAUGUCCAAAAGUUCAAAGAACUGCACCGGGCUGGAAGGGAUCUAAUGAUGUGCGAUCACACAGGUCAAACUGUCCUGCAUCAUGCAGUCAAAGUGGGGAGCAAGGAGAUUGUCAAAUACAUAAUUGAAAAUGCUCCUGCAGAAAUUCUGGAUAUGGCAGAAGAAGAGAAUGGUGAAACCAGUUUGCACAUGGCUGCAGCCCUUCACCAGCGCACAAUUUGCCAUUACAUUGUGGAAGCUGGAGCAUCACUGAUGAAAACAGAUUUGCAGGGAGACACACCCAAGCACAGAGCUGAGAAAGCAAAUGACCCUGACCUGGCUGCCUACCUCGAAAAUCGACAGCACUACCAGAUGAUCCAACGGGAGGAUCAGGAGACAGCUGUGUAGUGCUGAGUGUGCCUUAUGCCUGCCGGGAAGUGCAGGAGCAAAACGGCAUAGGAGCCUGGCUGGCCAUUCCUUGACUAUCCAGCAUGAAGAGGAUCAAGAGGCUUUGGGAGGGGUUAGGCCAAGGCACUGUUAUUUAUUAGUCUAGUGGGUGUUGAGCAGUGUUGAGUUCACAAGUCCCGCCACCACAUUCCAGGGAUGGACUCUGCUGUAUCCUUCCUGCUCACCUCUAGGUCCUUUGGAGAGAGGGACUGCAGCUCCCUCAAAGCACAGGGAAGGAAACUCUUUCCUCUUCCAAGCUUGGCUGGAGCCCCACUUGUGCUGCCCUGCCACCUAGUCAGCAGCCUGUUCAGGUCUCCUCUUGCUUCCACUAGUUCCCAGCAGUGGGCAUUGGCUUUCUCAGUAGUAAUAGUGCCCAUUGUCCUGGUAUGUCCUGUUACUGGAAAAAAAAACACUGGCAUAUUUCUGGAGACAUAGCAGAACAUGGAGUGUGGAAAUGCUGGUGGUGUACUGCAGCAUCACGUCUGCUACCCACCCAUCAUGGCUUUCAGUGGUUGGUGUGGACCAUGACUGACAGUGAUGCGGACAAAGAGACCCCCAAAGCAAGCCAUGGGUCUGUCUUGCGUCCUUCCCAGCAUAACAGAUCUCUGUUCUUUCUUCCUUGGUUCAUUCCCCUUGUCCUGUUCAUCCUACAUUGUGUAUCCCUUACUGGAAGGAAUGCUUAUGUAACAGGAUGAAAGGCCUACUAUGUCCAGGGACUUUUGUACCCUCUGUCAAUUUAUAGCAGGCUGCUCUACACUGACAUUUGAUCUUCCUGAACUAGAAGAUUUGAGCCAAGUGCCUCUUUCCCAUAUCCCCUCCUUUCUCCGGUCCCCUCCCCACUGCUGUCACACAUGACUUUCCCUCGUUUUUGCACGUACAUAUUUAGCAAAGAGCAGCCUGUUACAAAAUAUUUUUAGGUAGUGGGCUAUUUGCUGAAAUGUGGGAGCUCAAAUCUCAUCUCAUUGACUUUCGGUAAAGCUGCAUCCAAAGGUUCUUGGCAGGGCCUUUUAUGUUUUAGUGUGGUUAGGAGUAAAUGUAUCAAGCACUGACAAAAAGGGAGUGGAGUCUCGCAACCAGUGUUAAUGGCAUACUGCAUCCAUCUAUCCAGGGACCAGUAGUUAGCAGCGCUAGUGGUGAGGGAAUGGUGGUUUCUGUUUAUUCCCAGGUUUGGAGUGGACAUAGAGUUGCACACUGUCAACCUUUCACAUUAUCCCACUGUCCAUAUUUACAUUGGAUUAUUGUAACAACGUAUGCAUCCUAAGCAUUUGUUUUGCAGUCUGUGCUCUUUGCUCACAUAGAUCUCUCAGCUCUAACAUAUUAUCUUUUGGUAACGUUAAUAACAAAACGCCAGUAUUGGAAGAAUUGUUGUCUUCACAUGAUCAGGCAUGAGUAACAAGAGUCCUGUUUUCAACAGGGAGGGAGUACAUUUUCUGCAGAGUAUCCUGGAUCAUUUACAUUUAAUCCACUUGCAUGUCUAAAUGGUUAUAAAGCAAAUCUCAGUUGUCAGAAUACUGAGCAAGUAGCCAGUUUGACCUGCUGCUGCCUCCCUAUAGAAUGGGAUCAAUUCCCACAUGGAGGCCCAGCAGGCUAACAGUUGAAUGGUUUUCAAUCCUCCCAUAAAGUUAGGGGUCUGAGAGCUCUGCUUAGCAUUAAGGAGCUGAUUGGGAGCGUGAGAAGAACAGGGUGACAGUGAGAAAAAUGUUUUUCGGGAGCUUAAAUCUCAAACUUGGAGCAGGAAAAUUUAAAUCUCAGUGAGUCUGUAAGCUAUGCUCUGAAACAAUUGGAAGGUAGGGUGUCUUCCUGUAAGAUAAUGACAAGAUUGGACUGCAAAGAAGAACUGGAUUCUAGACAUCUGCAAAAGGAAUGCUUGCUUACUGAGCAUGUUUUAUAUCAGAUCAUCAGACAGCAUGAAUGUCAUGGGCAAAGUGGUGGGGAAUGGAGGUCUGUAUGCAAGACUGAUCAGUGUUUGUGUAUUGUUGAUGCAACAAUUUGAAUUUGGAUUAAGUGUGAAGACUUCCCCAUGUUAUGGAAUACUUAGCAAGAUCAGGUCUAGGAGCUUACAUAUUCAUCCAGAUUUCACUCUUCAUAUCUGCUUGAAAUUUUGUCCUUCUUCAGUACUGACUUUCUGUAUUGAGAAUCCUUGAUGGUAACCCAGACUUCAGAGCAUCCCCAUUUUAGCUUUUACCCCUGCCAUAUGAGUCUUCAGCAGAUCAACAUGGCCGGACAUUUACUCAGACACUGUCAUCCCUAUGACAAACUUCAUGCUUUUUUUCUCCAGAGGUGUAGUAAAGCAUCUAGUGCUCUUCAGAGAGCCGGCUUACAACCAUUUUGCAGAUUGGAUCAGCCAUGUCUCUUGGCCUAACAUAGUAGAGGCAACAUGUUAUCCUAGAUUUAUCAGUACUGAAGUUCGUGCAGAACAGAAUGUCCUGAAAUACUAGACCGAGGUGAGCAAUCAGUGAUCGUUCAGAUCCUGCUGGACUCUCCAUGUUGGCUUUGCUGGCUGGGGCAUUGAUGGGAGUUGCAUCCAGCUGUGUCUGGAGGGCUGCAAUGUUACCCAACUUUGUCUUAGAUAAUCACACAGGUCCUCAGUCUGUGACAAGGCUUAUGCUUUGGUCUUUUUAAAUUGUUCAGAAUUCCUCUUCUGAAGCUGGAUGUACAAGACCAGCCUCAUGAAGCAUUUAUAUCCCCAUGAACUUGCUGACUUCUCUUUUAUCCUUUAUAUGUCUCCUUAAACUUUGUACAGGUAGUUCAGAAGCACACUGUUUCCCCAUUUCCUCUGUAUGUGUGUUGUGCAUGUGUGUGUAUCCUAAGCUGAGUUGCUGUGCAAUUCAAACCUGGGCUUGUUUUAUUCCUAGGGGAAGGAGUGUGUUUAAGGGUGAAUUCCCCCUCCCCGUGCAAUACCUACUUCCUAUCCCCUAGAUUCAUACUGUUAGGAUAGUUUUUUGAUUGACUGUAAUUUUUGUAACUGUGUUGGGAGCUUAUGCUUCCAUUGGCUUUCCUCUCUGACUGUUUAAAUGUUUUGUUGGGUUUUGCCAUUAAAAUAUACAGAUGAACAUUUUA
Messenger RNA from Pogona vitticeps (central bearded dragon), 6731 nucleotides. It is a transcript of the gene DGKZ, whose product is annotated as diacylglycerol kinase zeta. Gene Ontology annotation, molecular function: ATP-dependent diacylglycerol kinase activity; protein binding. Gene Ontology annotation, biological process: phospholipase C-activating G protein-coupled receptor signaling pathway. The record is from RefSeq and is a predicted model, not a curated record. Gene Ontology annotation, cellular component: plasma membrane; glutamatergic synapse. Lineage: Eukaryota; Metazoa; Chordata; Lepidosauria; Squamata; Agamidae.